UCUAAUCUCGAACUUGUCCCUUCCUUCCGUUUCCAUUAUACCUCAUGUCACUCUGAAUCAUCACAACUCUCAUAUUCAUAUACCUCUCUCUCUUUCUCUGCAUCUGUCUCUCUUUCACUGCUCUGUUCUGGUCUCCUGUUGCUCCAUUCAAGGUGCUUAGGGACAAAUGGCCUUGGUGACAACUGCUGAAGUCUGUGAUGCACAUUCAUCGCUCAUUGUAAGUGGUGAGCUUCGGGUGCUUGAACCGAUCUUUCAGAUCUAUGGGCGGCGGCAGGUCUUCUCCGGACAAGUAGUGACCUUGAAGGUAUUUGAAGACAAUGUUCUGGUUCGUGGGUUUCUUGAGGAAAAAGGCAAUGGCAGAGUUCUUGUUGUAGACGGGGGUGGAAGCAAGCGGUGUGCAAUAUUGGGUGGCAACCCUGUAGUUCAAGCUCAGAAUAAUGGCUGGGCCGGUAUAGUGGUCAACGGCUGUAUAAGAGAUGUUGAUGAGAUUAAUGGCUGUGACAUUGGGGUGAGAGCUCUGGCUUCCCACCCAAUGAAAGCCAACAAGAAGGGAACCGGAGAGAAGCAAGUACCAAUAACCAUUGCUGGGACACGAAUCACCGAUGGGGAUUGGCUCUAUGCAGACACCGAUGGAAUUCUGAUUUCUCAUACUGAGCUAGCUGUGUGAUCCUCAACACCCUUUGGAAUAGUUUUCUGAACCCUGCGAAACUGAUUGUCUCCACUGGAAAACAAGCAAGUCCCUGCAGCAUAAAGCUUCUCAGUUCUUGAUGUAGGUUUCUUCUGUAGUUGCCAAGUAUUGUAUCUUAGUUGUAUUGGUGGUCUUAAUUGCUAUAAUAUUCCUGUAUUCAGUGAUUUACAAGAUGAUCAACCUAUAAAUUAUGUCCUGCUUUCUGUU
This is a messenger RNA of Argentina anserina (silverweed cinquefoil), 895 nucleotides long. RefSeq names its product putative 4-hydroxy-4-methyl-2-oxoglutarate aldolase 2. The record is from RefSeq and is a predicted model, not a curated record. Gene Ontology annotation, molecular function: ribonuclease inhibitor activity. Gene Ontology annotation, biological process: regulation of RNA metabolic process. Bases 167 to 667 code for a protein of 166 amino acids. The transcript is spliced from 2 exons. NCBI's taxonomy places the organism in Eukaryota, Viridiplantae, Streptophyta, Magnoliopsida, Rosales, Rosaceae.